CACAUGCGUUGAACGUUGCUUGCCGAUUCUCUAUUUGAACCCAGCAUUGCCCAUCCAUUCUGAAAUGAGGGCCUUGCGAUAAGUCAGUUUAAUUCCUGAUACAUUUGAAACUUUGACAUGGAGUCAGCAUUCAGAGUCCCAACUUCCUUGCCUGACGGGAAUCGUGAAUACGCCCGCCGAUACACCUCUGACGAAUGGGAGGCCAUGAAGCCAAAGAUCCAGCAACUGUACGUCCAAGACGAGAAGACACUCCAACAAGUCAUUCAUAUCUUAGAGCGCGAGUAUGGAUUUACGGCCUCGGAGAAGCAGCUUAAGAGCCGGAUAAGCAAAUGGAGAUUCGACGUCAAGAAUGUCAAGGGAGAUACCAUGGUCCAGAUGGCACGCGCCAGACUGAGGCGGAAGAGGGUGGAUGGGAAAGACAGCGUCUUCCGUGUCAACAAGAAAGCAGUGGCCGAUCGAAACAUCAACCGAUAUCUUAAGAGAAACAACGUCUCCGAAGAAGAUCUGUUAUCUAUGACGAGCCCAAUCGAUGCACCUUCUCCUGCUUUUAGUGUCUUCUCGCCACGUCCCGACUCCCCAUCUGAUACCAGUGUUCACGCAGCUCUUUCUGUGAGCAAUGCUACUUCUUCGACCGAAGAGUUCGUUAUACUGGACCUCAACGCAGAUUCGGGUGCUUUAGAGGCAAAUACGAUGUCAAAUCACCUUGCCUAUUCGAGACACAACCAGUUGCCUGCCUCUAGCCAGCAAAGCCUCCGAGCACUUACCAUGUCCCACCCCCAAAGUCUGGACGUCAGUAGAUAUGCCUAUUUCACGACUCUUCCCGGAAGCAUUCAAGACCUACCAGAUAGCCCUGAAGUGCUUCUUUGGCGCUUUCGAGAACAAAUUUGUCCCAUGCUCUCUGUCACCAAUGGCCAAAAUAACAAUAUGUGGCAGACUUUGGUACUGCCACGGGUGCACAACUCCCAAAGUCUCUGCCUUGCGAUAUCUGCUAUGACGGCUCUCCACAUAUCCACCGGCAGGUCUGAUAUCCAACUUCAUGCUCGUGGAAUGAACUUGAUGCUCCAGAGCCUUCGCGCAUUGCGCAGUGAGCUCGGCGGCCAAACACGCAAGAUAGCCACCCUGGCGACUGUCCUCAUUCUGGCAUCCUGGACAAGUUGGAACGAAGGAUUGCACCUGGGAAGGAAGCACGUCAAGGGGGCUUUGGUAGUGCUUUGGGAACUGUGGUCGCAGUCUGUAAAAAUAACGUCCGGUUCUGCCCCUAUUGACCCCAUCUCCUUGGCAUUUCUGGCGACAACUGGGUUCUAUAUGGAUGCACGGUCAAGUGUUGUGCACGCGGCGAUGGCAAAGGACGACUAUAAAAUGAUUCGCAAAAUCAUCCCGGAAAUGCCGACGCCGGUGGAAACAUACCUGGGGAAAUUCGAGGGGAAUCUAUCCUCGAUCCCUCUGGAUCCGUGGAUGUUUUGUGCUGGCAGAGUUUUCCGUUUCAUGAAACGGGCAGCUGACCUUUGCUACGAGGUCAGGAUGGCAAGUAGUGCGUCUUCUACCAAUAUCACCGAAGCGGUAGCCUUGGCACGCGAAAUCGAGGCAUGGACACCCAACGCACUUGUCUAUUUUCCAUCUUCGAGUAGAUUACACGUUUCUGGCUUGGACGAGCGGUACAUGAUACAUACUGCGAAGGCGUACCGAUAUGUCACUCUUCUAUACCUCCGCCAAGCUGUGCCGGAGAUGCCUAAUAUCAGUAUUCAGCAGCUAGCCCGAGACACAAUUCGCCACCUCUCGUCCUGUCCACCGAGCUCUACCAUUGCCUUGGCUCAAGUAUAUCCACUGUUUGUGGCAGGCUGCGAGGCAAGUAGCAACGAAGAGCGGCAGUGGGUCAAAGAACGUUGGGCUGCCAUGAUAGCACGUAUGAGAGUCACCAAUGUGUAUAAGUGCUGGGAAAUUACUCAAGAAGUUUGGAAGAGACGAGACGCUUAUCAACAGCGGAGAAGCGGAAAUAGCGCCAACCAUCUUCAGCAACCAAUGUUUCAAUGUCUGGGAGAUACUGAAAACAUAGAGGGCCGAUUACAUUGGGCACAGAUUAUGAAGGACUGGGACUGGGAAGUGUCAUUCUAGUUUGGAGUAAACAAGCGGUAUAUGUUUCUAACGUCAUGCCGAGUUGAACUGCACCCAGUGUGAGUAAAAAAU
This is a messenger RNA of Hyaloscypha bicolor E, 2184 nucleotides long. RefSeq lists its product as uncharacterized. Bases 118 to 2112 code for a protein of 664 amino acids. Gene Ontology annotation, biological process: positive regulation of transcription by RNA polymerase II. NCBI's taxonomy places the organism in Eukaryota, Fungi, Ascomycota, Leotiomycetes, Helotiales, Hyaloscyphaceae. Gene Ontology annotation, cellular component: nucleus. Gene Ontology annotation, molecular function: transcription cis-regulatory region binding; DNA-binding transcription factor activity. The transcript has 3 exons. The record is from RefSeq and is a predicted model, not a curated record.